UUGUCGCAAUUUUGUGCGAUUGACUUCAAAAAUUGUGCUGCUGAUGAUAAUGAUGAUGAUGAUGAUGAUGAUGAUGAUAAUGAUGAUGAUGACGAUGAUGGCGAUGAUGACCUUCUUCAUCUCCAUUCUAUCAUUAACAUAAAGAAGGAGGAGGAGGAGGAGGAGGGGAAGGAGGAGGAAGAAGUGGUAGACGUAAAGGUGGAGCAAUUGAAAAGGCGGAGGAGUAAAAAGGAGGUGUGGAAG
Messenger RNA from Loa loa (African eye worm), 243 nucleotides. RefSeq lists its product as hypothetical. The record is from RefSeq and is a predicted model, not a curated record. The transcript has a single exon. Lineage: Eukaryota; Metazoa; Nematoda; Chromadorea; Rhabditida; Onchocercidae. The annotation marks the transcript as partial.